This is a messenger RNA of Coccinella septempunctata (seven-spotted ladybird), 1532 nucleotides long. RefSeq names its product pre-mRNA-splicing factor CWC25 homolog. The record is from RefSeq and is a predicted model, not a curated record. Gene Ontology annotation, biological process: mRNA splicing, via spliceosome. NCBI's taxonomy places the organism in Eukaryota, Metazoa, Arthropoda, Insecta, Coleoptera, Coccinellidae. The transcript has a single exon. The coding region runs from base 189 to 1256 and encodes 355 amino acids. Gene Ontology annotation, cellular component: U2-type spliceosomal complex.
AACAUUAAUUUUAGCUCUUAGCAAUCUUAGCAAAGAUUUCUUAGUUUUAGUUUCUCUGCUGCGAGUAAUCUUUGAAUAAGACACAUUAGUGCAAAGUGUUCUGUGUUCGAAACAAUCAAUCCUUGGACCGCUGAUCGUCGAUUCUUUUGAUUUUAUAUUGCACUAAAGAGAAAAGGUAGACCCAAAAAAUGUUUUCCAACAAUGAAGAAAAGAAACUAGAUUGGAUGUAUAAAGGUCCAACUGCGUUAGUCGACAGGGAAUCUUAUUUGCUUGGACGUUCUGUAGACAAAACUCUUGAAGAACUUAAUAAAGAGGAAGCAACAAAAACAGUUGAUAAACUAAUACUACCCCCUAAAAAUCAUGUUGAGCACGAGUGUAUCCCUCCAUCCAUUAGAGAUUAUAACAAAAUUGUAAAAAGUGAACAAGUUGAUUUACAAGCUAAACUCCAAGAAGAUCCGUUAGUUCUCAUCAAACGACAAGAAGAAGAAUCAAGAAGGCAAUUUCUCCAGAACCCUGUACAACUAAAAAAACUACAAGAAGCUAUGGAAACGCAACUUAAGAAACGUUCACAUCAUGGCAAAACGGACAAGAAAUUGAAGAAAAAGUUGAAGAAAUUGAGUAAACAAUUAGGGAAAAAAGAUGGCUACAAAAAGCUGAAAGUAUCCAGUGACAUGCUAGAGGAUGAAGAAAUAUUGGACACAAUAUUAAUGCAUAAAUUCAAUCUACUCAAGAAUGAACUAUCUGAAGAUGACUUGAAGAACAUCUUAUUAGGUGACUGUAGUGAAAGUGAUGAUUCAGAUGAAGAGAAACAAAAGAACAGGAAUAAAAAAUCUAAGUCAAAGUCUGAUGAUAGACAAAAUAUUAAGGUCAGUUCGUCUAGAAAACGCAAGAGCAGCAGUUCUCCCGAACGACAUAAAAGUACAAAAAAAGUGUCAGAUUUCAAGGAACGUGAAAAAUUAACUUCAAAGAAGCCAAAAGAUAAUGAUAAAAAAAGACUGACUGAAGAAGAAAAAGAAGCUCUUCGUAAAAGUAUGAUGGAGCGAGCUGCUGUUCGGAAUCUUGAAAGUGCCAGAAACUUCAAACGGUUUAAGGAUGAAUAUAAUAAACCAGAAAUUGUGGAAGAACACGAUAAAAAUUUCAUCAGGAAUGAACUACUAAAAUCAGCCAAUAGUAGUAGUGUUGCAGACAGAAUUAAGGCUAAUGUAAAUAAUAUUCAGAGAUCUAAAUUCUCAAUGGAAUCAAAUUUUCUGAAGUGAAGUCGAGGUGGAGCUGAAGACGGAAAAUAUAAACUGAAUUCUCCUGAAAUGUUACCUUAAUGACUAUGGUUGAGAUGGCAGGAGCUAUUAAAUAUUGUAAAAAAAUCAGCCUCCAUGGAAGAACAGUGUCAAUUAAUUACAUAGAUUUGAUGAAUAUUUGUAAUCAAAACUUAUGAAAUUGUGAAAAAUUAUAUAUUGAAACCUUUGUUACUGAUAAACAGAAAAUAUUGUAUGUCAUUUUGUAAAUAAUGAAUAGAAUGAUUUUACUAAAAAAUA